AUGUCCAACGAAAACACCCAUGACGAACGAUAUGGCCGUUCAAUGAGCCAAGGCUCUAUUGGCUCCAAUCUAGCUUCGUGGCUCUCCGGACGAGCAUCCCCUUCUACGUCGGUCAAUCGUCGCGAGAGCGAGGCGUCGGACUAUGGCUUCCAUGGCGACAUUGACGACGAUGAGGACUAUGGCCUCCGCAGGAGCCCGUCGAUAUCCAUGCGCUUUCGACAAGCUGGAGGAGUAAACAGCAUAGACAAUUUUGCUCGGUCGUGGCAGCGAGCAGCUGGGUUCCUGGAGAUUGUUCCGCGGCGAUCAUCGUUUGCCUUUGACAGCGAGGGAGAAGACUUUGACGACGCCCGUCGAGGCUCGUAUCAUACGCCGACACAGCCGCUCUUGUCCGGCCCUUUCGACAGGCCAAGAGCGUCCUCGGAUGCUAUUGAUGACGGUACCGGACGCGAUAGCUUUAGCCAUGAAGGAACAGGAUCGUUACGACGAGACCCAGCAUCCGCGUUGCUGAGCGCGUACGACACUUCGUCCUUUGGUAGAAGCCUUGGAACGUCCUAUGGCACGAUAUCCUCUCGUGUGAGUGAGACGACUCGGCAACGUACCCUUGAACUCCACCAUGAACACCGGGCGAUCAACGCAGAGCCGCCACCUGGCACAGAACCGUUGCUUGUGAAGCAGGUGGAACAUGAAGACGGAACCAAAGAAAACAUAAUCGUGGGACAAAGCACCGUCUAUCAGACUAUUUUCAAUUCCGUCAACGUGUUGAUCGGAGUUGGGUUGCUGAGUCUGCCCCUCGGAAUCAAACAUGCCGGAUGGUUGAUCGGACUUUCGUUCCUGUGUUUUUCCGCGGGAGCUACAGCCUACACGGCGAAGAUUUUGGCCAAAUGCUCGGAUAUCGACCAUAGCAUAGUCACUUACGGAGACCUGGCGUAUGUAAGCUUUGGGCAUCGGGCCCGUCUUAUUACCAGUCUUUUGUUUUGCCUAGAGCUAUUAGGAGCCUGUGUCGCUCUUGUGGUAUUGUUUGGUGAUAGUCUUGAUGUGCUUAUACCUGGAUUCGGGCUUGUCCGGUGGAAAAUUAUCUGUGGUAUAAUUUUAAUGCCAUUAAGUUUCAUUCCUCUCCGUUUUCUGAGUGUCACUAGCAUUCUUGGUAUCAUUUCAUGCACAGCUAUUGUGGUUAUCGUUUUCAUUGACGGGUUGAUCAAGCCCGAUACGCCGGGGUCUCUUAUUCAACCUGCAAAGACGUAUCUUUUCCCAGAGCAUUGGUCAACAUUGCCUUUGAGCUUUGGCCUGUUGAUGUCACCUUGGGGUGGACAUGGUGUUUUUCCAAACAUCUACCGUGAUAUGAGACAUCCUCAUAAGUAUGGCCAGAGCCUUUGGAUCACCUACAUCUUCACAUUCUCACUGGACUUCUUCAUGGCUGUUAUUGGCUGGCUGAUGUUUGGAGAUGACGUUUCGGAUGAAAUCACUGCAAACGUUCUUCUUACUACCAGCUACCCUCAAGCCCUAUCAAUCUGCAUUGUUAUAUUUAUUGCAAUUAUUCCGAUUACUAAAGUGCCUUUAAAUGCUCGACCCCUCGUUACCACAGCCGAAGUCCUCUGUGGCCUCUCUCCAGCGAGCCAACGUCAUGACACUCACGUCUCCAAGUCAACCAUAAUCGGCAGAGCAUUUGUACGCUUUGCCAUCAUCGUUCUGAUUGUCUUCAUUGCGGUGGUUUUCCCAUCCUUUGACCGCAUCAUGGCUCUCAUGGGCUCCUGCCUGUGUUUCACCAUCUGCAUUAUCCUGCCAAUUGCCUUUUACCUGAAAAUAUUUGGAAAUGAGGUUCCAGUUCGUGAAAGGAUCUUUGAUUGGGUGCUUUUGAUCAUAUCGUCUAUCAUGGCGCUUGUCGGAACAGUCUGGGUGUUUUUACCAAAGGAUACAUUUUAG
This is a messenger RNA of Talaromyces rugulosus, 1920 nucleotides long. RefSeq lists its product as uncharacterized. The transcript has 6 exons. Lineage: Eukaryota; Fungi; Ascomycota; Eurotiomycetes; Eurotiales; Trichocomaceae. Gene Ontology annotation, molecular function: amino acid transmembrane transporter activity. Gene Ontology annotation, cellular component: vacuolar membrane. Bases 1 to 1920 code for a protein of 639 amino acids. Gene Ontology annotation, biological process: amino acid transmembrane transport. The record is from RefSeq and is a predicted model, not a curated record.